This is a messenger RNA of Rana temporaria (common frog), 5514 nucleotides long. It is a transcript of the gene PDE11A, whose product is annotated as phosphodiesterase 11A. The coding region runs from base 294 to 2972 and encodes 892 amino acids. The record is from RefSeq and is a predicted model, not a curated record. Gene Ontology annotation, molecular function: 3',5'-cyclic-nucleotide phosphodiesterase activity; protein binding. Lineage: Eukaryota; Metazoa; Chordata; Amphibia; Anura; Ranidae. Gene Ontology annotation, biological process: signal transduction. The transcript has 20 exons.
GAGCAGAGAGAACACCGGCUGGGCUUCCCAGGAUCAUCAUCACUGCACCGCACAGGGAUCCCCUCUAUACACCCAGCAAGGUGCACAGGAGAAGUCUUCAUCCCAUUGACAGAAGUAGAAGAGUGGGAAUCCCCGGUGGGCGGGGGGGCAGGGAUGGCUGGGAAGUAAGCAGGUGCAGAGGGACUGGCAUUGCACACAUCAUCAUGCUUCUUCUACAAACUUGAGGACUGGAUCUCAGCGCUGGGACUAUCACUGAACCUUCAUCACAGAGGAGAGGAGCUGAUCCUGCAGAGAUGUCAGAACCAGCGCUGGACUUCUCCAAAGUGGAAAGUUUUUUGGACAGCCACCCAGAUCUGUUUGAGGAUUACCUGAUCAGGAAAGGCAAGCAAUGCAUGGUGGAGAAGUGGCUGAAGAGGAACCAGCUACCCAAGACACCUCUGAACUCUGAUGACAAGAACAAGGACUCUUGGGGGCAUAGAGGGGAAGGGUUGCAGAGGAGAGCAUCCCAAAAGGAGCUGAGGAAAAGCUUUGCCAGGUCCAAGGCCAUCAAUGUCAACAGGACCUAUGAUGAGCAUGUCAACUCUAGAGCCCAGGAGCCCUUGACUAGCAUGAGGAGAAGGGCAUUGCUCAGGAAGGCUAGUUCUCUUCCACCCACCACUGCCCACAUCCUCAGUGCACUGCUGGAAUCCAGGGUCAACAUACCCCAGUACACAUCCACUGCCAUUGACUACAAGUACUACCUGAAGGAGAACAAUGAGAGGGAGUUCUUCUUGGAGUUGGUGAAGGACAUUUCCAAUGAACUCAACCUGACCAGUCUUUGUUAUAAGAUCUUGAUUUUCGUGUGCAUCAUGGUGGACGCUGACCGGUGCUCUUUGUUCUUGGUGGAAGGCUCAGCCAACAAGAAAAGUUUGGUCUCAAAGUUCUUUGAUGUUCAUACAGGGAUCACUCUACUGCCUUCUUGUAGAAUGGAGAAUUCCAAUGAAGUCCAGGUGCCCUGGGGUAAGGGCAUCAUCGGCUAUGUUGCUGAGCACGGAGAGACAGUCAAUAUCCCUGAUGCUUACCAGGACAGACGAUUCAGUGAUGAAAUAGACAAGCUUACUGGGUAUAAGACAAAAUCUUUGCUGUGUAUGCCAAUACGCAGCAGUGACGGGGAGAUCAUCGGUGUUGCCCAGGCAAUUAACAAAACCCCAGGAGGAACCCCAUUCACAGAGGAUGAUGAAAAAGUUAUGCAGAUGUACCUCCCAUUCUGUGGAAUUGCCAUAUCCAAUGCUCAACUUUUUUCUGCCUCAAGAAAGGAAUAUGACAGGAGUCGGGCUUUGCUGGAGGUCGUGAAUGACCUGUUUGAGGAACAAACAGACCUGGAGAAAGUUGUCAAGAAAAUUAUGCAUCGGGCUCAGACACUGCUGAAGUGUGAACGCUGUUCUGUGCUGCUUCUGGAGGACAUUGAGUCACCAGUGGUGAAAUUUACCAAAUCUUUUGAGCUGCUGUCCCCCAAAUGCAGUGCUGAUGCAGAGAGCAGUUUUAAAGACAGCCUGGAGAAAUCUUCAUAUUCUGACUGGUUAAUAAAUAACAGCAUUGCAGAACUAGUUGCAUCAACGGGUCUUCCAGUAAAUAUAAGUGACGCUUAUCAGGAUCCUCGCUUUGAUGCAGAGGCUGACCAGUUCUCUGGCUUUCAUAUCAGGUCGGUGCUGUGUGUGCCAAUAUGGAAUAGCAGCCAUCAGAUAAUAGGUGUGGCACAAGUAUUAAAUAGAUUAGAUGGAAAGCCAUUUGAUGAUGCAGAUCAAAGACUGUUUGAGGCUUUUGUUAUAUUUUGUGGCCUUGGUAUUAACAACACGAUUAUGUACGACCAAGUAAAGAAAUCAUGGGCAAAGCAGUCAGUCGCUUUAGAUGUCCUUUCCUAUCAUGCAACAUGUUUAAAAACUGAAGUUGAUAAAUUUAAGGCAGCCAACAUCCCCUUGGUGUCAGAACUUUCUAUCGAUGACAUCCAUUUUGAUGACUUCUCCCUGGACGUUGACGAGAUGAUUACAGCAGCCCUGAGAAUGUUCAUGGAGUUGGGAAUGGUUCAGAAGUUUAAAAUUGAUUACGAGACCUUGUGCAGGUGGCUGCUGACAGUGAGGAAGAAUUAUCGAAUGGUUCUCUAUCACAACUGGCGGCAUGCCUUCAAUGUGUGCCAGCUGAUGUUUGCCAUGUUAACUACUGCAGGAUUCCAGGAGAUUCUGACCGACGUUGAGAUUUUGGCUGUAAUCGUAGGUUGCCUUUGUCAUGAUCUCGACCACAGAGGAACCAACAAUGCCUUCCAGGCCAAGACCGGCUCAGCUUUGUCUCAGCUCUAUGGAACAUCUGCCACUUUGGAGCAUCAUCAUUUUAACCACGCUGUCAUGAUUCUUCAGAGCGAGGGGCACAACAUUUUCUCCAACCUGUCAUCGCACCAGUACAGCGACCUCAUGCAGCUUCUGAAGCAGUCCAUCCUUGCCACGGAUAUCACACUUCAUUUUGAGAGACGAAAUGAGUUUUUCGGACUGGUCAGUAAAGGAGACUACAACUGGAAUGUUAAAAAUCACAGAGAUAUAUUUAGAUCAAUGCUAAUGACAGCAUGUGACCUUGGAGCUGCAACCAAACCGUGGGAGAUCUCAAGACAGGUGGCAGAAUUAGUGACCAGUGAGUUCUUUGAGCAAGGAGACCGGGAACGAGCAGAGCUCAAGUUGACUCCUUCAGCCAUUUUUGACCGCAAUAGGAAAGAUGAGCUUCCUAGAUUGCAGCUGGAAUGGAUAGACAACAUUUGUUUCCCUUUGUAUGAGUCUCUCGUGAAAGUUAAUGGGAAACUUAAGCCAAUGCUGGACUCGGUGACCGUAAACCGUGUCAAAUGGGAAGAGCUGCACCAAAAAAGACUGCCAUCCCAAGAUAGCAAUGCCUCCUUCCCCACACCAGCUUCCUCACCCCAACCACCUGUAGAGUGUCUGCUGAAGACUUAAGCUUGCAAGUAAACCGCCGCCACGCGUGAAAGUUAUUUAAAAAAAAAAGGCUGUCAUAAGCUUAGCUUUUUAAUUAAGUUACCGCAGCCAUGCUUUUAUUGGUGAGGAGAUAAUGGUCAUGGCUUGGCUUUUGCCUGGAAGCUCAGAAGACUGAAGCUAAAGAGAGGUGAAAAUUUGGUGUCAAUGAAGUUCUGUGGAGGAGCCAGUAGGAGGACUUCCUGUACAAGAGGAAACACGGCACUCAUUUAAGCUUUGCAAACUCUUUACUGUUGCUGCAAGGUGGAUAAAACACUGAACUAAAACAUAUGCUUCACCCAUGCAGCACAGUGACUACAAUGCACAGUAUAAACGUCCACUAAACCAAUGCUAAGAAAAUAAAUAAGGCAUAUUUUUUAUUAGUGUUUGCAUUUUCUCAUGUACAUACACAAAGGAAAUUGUGCCUGCCUGAUGUGAUCGCUUUCACACUACCAAUAUUUUACAUGCUUAAUGUAAAUUCACUGCAUUUUUAUUUUUUCCACCUUGUAAAUGAAUGGAAAUCUCCAAUGGCAGCUUAUUUCCAGAUUGCCCAAAGAAAGAAAAACAAACUAUGCAGAGAAAUUAUAUAUUAUUUUGAAAAGAUUGACUACAUUUUUUGUUGCUGUUUAAAUUGUUGCACCAUUUGUGUUUUAGGUUGUUGUGUUUUAUUUUAUUUCAAUUUUUGUCUUCAAAUUCACGCCAUUGAAUUGAACCCAGUGUAUUAUAUGGUUUAAUUGUCUACUUGUGUUUUGAUCUUGUUCUAUAGAAGGCCACACUGACAUGCGACUGUUAUUCGUCAGGUAAAAAUCAAUGGUAAUGGGUCAGAGUACUUCAUACUAAAACUUUGACUACCUCCUCUUUCUCGUUAGCUGUUUUUUUUCUUCUUGUACAUUUUGUGCUUCUGAAUUAAUAUUGCCCUGUCAAUAGUAGGUCAGGCAUCACAUUGAUGAAUGAUUGGUGAACACACCAAACCGUAAGCAUGACAGGUCAACACGGUCAAAUGUACUUAGAUCUACAGUGUAUAACCUAUGGGUCAUCUUCCUCUCCUAAGGCAUUGAUCAUUUUAAUAGCUACAUCCAGAGGUGACUGCUGCUAACACAAGCAGGUAAUCCAUUGCAGAUAUGCAAACCACAUCACUUCCAUUUAACAGUAAAGCACAAUUAUGUUAAUCUUCCUAGUGAUUUUAAGAUGCAACCUAAAGUUAUUUUUAUAAAUAUUUUACUACUAAAGGUAAUAAUAAUUUUGGUAGUUUUAACUGCUGCCUUGCACAGUCAUGAAUCCCCAAAGAAGCUGUAUUAUGGUGUAAAGUACAAUAGGAUUACAAAAUAGACCAAGGGUGCAAACAGCACUUGACACAACCAAGAACAGAUCUAGGUUCCUGUGGGACAAUUCACAACUAACUGAAAAAUAGUUUCACUUGAAAAAGCCAUACCCAACUGGUAUAGUCAUUUUUAAACUUCAUAGUCAGCAGCAGAAUGUCUGACAUAUGUUUUGUAUAGUGGAAGGGGUACCUGGUUUAAAAUCCACCUGCUCAGCACUCCAGAAACCCCCUGUUUGGUCCUUAGUGGAGAACUCUGCCCAAAGCUCAUUGUUUUCUUUGGUAAAUAGGUGUAUAGUUCAGUCCCUUACUGGAGGAGAAACACAACUCUCUAAAGAUGGCCACAGAUGGAUCAAAAUUUGGUUGGUUCAGCAUGGACUGGAUGAAUAUUGAUCCAUCAAUGGCCAUUCCCGUUUGUGAAAAGUCAAUUUAAUAAUCAACUUCUCACAAUUGGGUUUGUUGUAAAACGUUUGUUCGAUCAGCUCUGAAGCCAUCUGGCUUCAGCGCUGAUCAGUUUAUUGUGACAGUGGAGGCCUGUUGUCAGAAUACAAUAACACAGCAAGGAGGCAUCAGUGUAUGGCCAGCUUAAGACAUCACCAACCUCUGGAAUGGCUAUGAAAGCCAAGCUUUUGUUUUCAUGUGCUAAGUCCACAAUCCUUGUUCCUAUUUAAUAUAAGCAAGAAGAUAAAUGAUACCGCCUUCUGUUUGUUUUUUUCCUCUAGCAAAUAAUUUAUAGGAAUAUAGGGAAUUCCCUAGUGAAGGAGUGAUACUUUAAAAUGAAACGUUACCAGGUAGCAGUAAAGUGAGGUAGCAUUUUAGCUAUUACUUAGUCCUUACUGCUCGAUAUAUAUUUAGAAGGGAAAAUCGACUUCUCUCACCAUUGGUUUGGCUGGGACGGCCUGGACUCAGCUGUGAUUGAUAUGCUUGGUGAACUGGGGGAACAGUGUCACCAGCAUUAUGGUAACAUCACCCUUUACUGAGUUCUCCAUGACUGUAUAUAGAAAAUGUUGGGAAAUAAGAGCAAUCAGGAAAUUCAUCUUAUAGCUUAGCUUUGCCAAUGGUGAAGAAAGAGAAAACCUGGACUGCAGUACAGACUUAGUGGGGGAUUAAACAUGCCCUUUCCUACUCAAAGUAUACUCUAUCUACUCUACCACUGCUAAGUUGUUGUGUCUGGCAAGCACACUACAGAGUACAAGCAACAACUUUUAC